Messenger RNA from Aptenodytes forsteri (emperor penguin), 1321 nucleotides. It is a transcript of the gene EFNB1, whose product is annotated as ephrin B1. NCBI's taxonomy places the organism in Eukaryota, Metazoa, Chordata, Aves, Sphenisciformes, Spheniscidae. Gene Ontology annotation, biological process: axon guidance; ephrin receptor signaling pathway. Gene Ontology annotation, cellular component: plasma membrane. The transcript is spliced from 4 exons. The record is from RefSeq and is a predicted model, not a curated record. Bases 3 to 887 code for a protein of 294 amino acids. Gene Ontology annotation, molecular function: ephrin receptor binding.
UCAUGACUGGGAAGGGGCUGGUCAUCUACCCGGAGAUUGGGGAUAAACUGGACAUUAUCUGCCCCAAGGCGGAGCCGUCCAAGCCUUACGAGUACUACAAGCUGUACCUGGUGAAGAAGGACCAGGCAGAUGCCUGCAGCACCGUCAUGGACCCCAAUGUGCUGGUGACGUGCAACCGGCCCGAGCAGGAGAUCCGCUUCACCAUCAAGUUUCAGGAGUUCAGCCCCAACUACAUGGGCCUGGAGUUCAAGCGGCAGCAGGAUUACUUCAUCACAUCCACUUCCAACGGGACGCUGGAUGGCCUGGAGAACCGGGAAGGAGGGGUCUGCCAGACGCGCUCCAUGAAGAUUGUCAUGAAAGUGGGGCAGGAUCCGAACGCAGUGAUCCCAGAGCAGUUGACAACAAGUCGGCCGAGCAAGGAGUCCGACAACACCGUGAAAAUCAUCACACAGAGCCCGCGCAGCAAGGUCCCCGCGGUGGAGGAGCCCGGCAAGCCGGGCUCUGUCAACCAGGAUGGCCAGGAGACCCAAGGUCCCAGCGAUGGCUUCUUGAGCUCCAAGGUGGCCGUCUUUGCGGCGAUUGGUGCCGGCUGCGUCAUCUUCAUCCUCAUCAUCAUCUUCCUCGUCGUCCUCCUGAUCAAGAUCCGCAAGCGGCACCGGAAGCACACGCAGCAGCGAGCCGCAGCCUUGUCCCUCAGCACCUUGGCCAGCCCGAAAUGCAGCGGGAACGCGGGCUCCGAGCCCAGCGACAUCAUCAUCCCCUUACGGACUACAGAGAACAACUACUGCCCGCACUACGAGAAGGUGAGCGGGGACUACGGGCACCCCGUCUACAUUGUCCAGGAGAUGCCCCCCCAGAGCCCAGCCAACAUUUACUACAAGGUGUGAGGAGCAGCCUGGGCAAGCCGCCGAUGCAGGAGCACGGGAGCGCCGAGCGCGGGGGGCAGCUGCCCCCCGGGUCUCCCCACGGGCGGUCUGGCGCCGGGAGGGAGGAAGUGAAACGAACCCCACGGCACGGCGCAGGGAGCGCCAGGGUCCGGCGCCGGAGAGCGGAUGGCUCACUCGCGUGCUGAUUCUCCCCUUUGUAUUUAGUUUUGUAGUUCUCAGCUUUUGUAAUCCCGAGACUUGAGGGUGAGCCUUCAGCAUCCUCCUCUUCUUCUCCAGACUGUGGCCGGCCGGGGGGUGGGCGCUGUGCCUUUCCGUGCUCGGCUCGGGCCCCGCCAUCAAACCCGGAGACUCCACCUCCCCUUUUCGUUUUGGGAUUUCUCUGCGUCACCCAUACGUCCUUGUGUGAAUGCCCGUGCGGCCUGGCGCCGCAUCAG